Molecule: messenger RNA, 522 nt
Organism: Ostrea edulis (European flat oyster)
Lineage: Eukaryota; Metazoa; Mollusca; Bivalvia; Ostreida; Ostreidae
Exons: 1
Coding region: 1-522 (173 amino acids)
Biological process (GO): double-strand break repair via homologous recombination
Cellular component (GO): nucleus; chromosome; cytoplasm
Molecular function (GO): nucleic acid binding; 3'-5' DNA helicase activity; four-way junction helicase activity
Source: RefSeq, a predicted model, not a curated record
AUGGAGGACGCGGAAAAAUUAAAAAUAAUCGCCGACAAAUAUCAACAGGGUUUGGUUCUCAAAGAAAAACAAAUUGCAGCUUUGACCCACAUAGAGAAACAUAAAGGUGAUCUGCUUGUAAACCUUCCUGUGGGGUAUGGUAAAAGCAUCAUUUACCACCUUCUGCCGGCUUUAUUAAAGUCAGACGAGCUACCAACACCGGUGAUAAUCGUAAUCUCACCUUUAAACAUAAUUCAAAAGGAUCAGAUGACAUCCCUGUUAGACCAUGGUGUCAGCGCAUGCAGAGUUAAUAUCAAAACCUGUAUUGAAGAAACUACAGAUGAUGCUGAGAAGCAGAACUAUGGUGCAGAUAUGGAUGAUACUGUUCAAAAUAUUGCUAGUGGAAAGUAUUCAAUAAUUCUGUGUCACCCUGAAGCCAUAUUAAACACUGCAAAAGGCAAAGAACUUCUUUCCAACGAACGGUUUAAGGAGAAUGUGGCAGCAGUUGUUGUUGAUGAGUGUCACAUUCUUGAGAAAUGGUAA